CGAGUGGAUAGCCUUCCUUAUUCCGGGACUUUAAAAAUGAAAGAAAAAUGCUGUAACUCAUAUGUAACUCAUAUAAGAUGCUGCUUGGAAGACUGAGUGACACGGGCUACCGUCUGGAAUAUUUCCCGUGCGUUUUGCUGUUCGUAGAUUUAUGAGUUACUAACUUAUGUGAGAAAUGCUGACAUAAUAGAUUUAUUGUGGAGAAACAAUGAGUGUUUAAGUAUAAGAGAAAUUCGGUCGUGCUAUUUAACUGAAUGGAAUUACAUUAACGUUAUUUGUUAAUUGAAUUUCUGGUAGCAAUCCACGUGCGGGUUGGUAUGAAGUGUUGAGACAGUUAUCUUUUCUGUGAUGAUGCAUUUAUUUUGUCCACGAAACCACCCUUUGAGGUAACAUCUAUUUAGCUGUGAUAACGCAUCUGAGGAUUAACUUACGUUCACUAUAACAUUCACUAUGACAUUCCAUAAUACUUGGAUUACUUUUAUAUUAUGGACUUGCAUUGUGGUCAUAUGGACGACUGUGGACUGCGAAGGGCGACGUUCCCAGCAAUACCAGGCGGACGGACAGGUCACGUCGUUAAAGGGAGCAAACGUUUGUGGGUCUGCAAACCGUCGGCGGUGUUGUAGGGGCUGGUCCAUACCACAGGGCAGUACAAAGUGCGUUUUGCCAAAAUGCAGUGGAAACUGUGGAGGUGCAGGAAAUUGCAUGAGGCCAGGUCUUUGUUUGUGCUUCACCGGGGAGCUCGCCUCUUACUGCGGAUCAUCUGGUGGAGGAGGAAGCCUGUUAUCCUUGUGUGAGCCAGCGUGUCAAAAUGGUGGAGUAUGUGUAGCCAGAAACCUGUGUCGUUGUCCAAGUGGCUUCUCGGGUGGAAGUUGUGAAAAUGACCAGCGAACGGGACCAUGUUAUACCAACCUUGAAAACAACAUGUGUCGAGGCCAGAUCCCUAAUGUUGUGUGCACAAAGCAUCUGUGUUGUGCUACAGAGGGCAUGGCAUGGGGUGAUCCAUGCGAAGCGUGCCCCGCAAACCCCCAUCCCUGCCGCAGGGGCUACGUUCUUAACCUUGCCAAGAACACUUGCCAAGACAUAGAUGAGUGCAAGUACAUACCGGGUCUGUGUGUGGAGCGGCACCUCUGUGAGGAGAACUACUGUUUCCAACGUGUGGUGAAUGGAAAGUGUACAAGUGGCCUGCCACCAAGACAUCUUUGUCUGAUGCUGCUGUGGGGUGGGGAAGGGCUGGGGAUCCGAAGACUUGUGUCAGCUCUGUCGGCACAGAAUACAGAUGCCUAUGAAAGACUGUGCUUAGACCGGAGCCCAGUUGGCACAGAUGAGUGUUUCAUACUUCAGCAAUCGUCUGUAAGAAUGGUCGAUGUGUUGACACCACAUAUUCGUACAGAUGUGAGUGCUACGAUGGCUACAGCGUACUCCGAGUCACAGAGAAGUGUUCGUCAAGGAAAAAUUAAAAAACUGACAACAAUACCUCACACCCACAAGGACUCAUACACAAACUAG
Molecule: messenger RNA, 1506 nt
Organism: Mya arenaria
Lineage: Eukaryota; Metazoa; Mollusca; Bivalvia; Myida; Myidae
Product: fibrillin-1-like
Exons: 10
Coding region: 451-1506 (351 amino acids)
Source: RefSeq, a predicted model, not a curated record